AUUUCGGUUAUGAAAAGUGUUAGGACUCAAAGUAUAGUUCUUUGAUCUCUACGAAUACAGGACGGAUUACUGAGAAAAUACCGAUUUUGUUGAGGAAUCAGAUUAUGAGAGACGCAAGAAUUGGAACAAACAUAAUAAUUAAAACAGAAAAGUGCAAUCUGUGGUAUUGUUAUUGAUUUACACUUUCGCAACAUCGAUCAGACAACGGACUUUUGAGUGCAAUAAUAAUUGUGCAACUUCCAGUAUGGAUUUGUCACUGAUUUAUGUGUGUAUCAGCAUUUUGUACAUAGGUAUCACUUUAGCGGAGUAUAACGAGAAAACUGGUUUUGUGAACGCCCAGGGAGUGCCGAACGGUGGGAUGGACAUCGCACCACCAUCGUUUGAAGAAAUUCGGAAUUUUGGCACUGCAAAAAGCGGUGAUGCAUUCACAAACAUUUUGAAAAGAAAUGAAGUCGUAAAUUCAACUGAGUUGUGUCUGGAGCAGGGGGACAUCCCCGUUCCGUGUAACAGCAACAAUCGUCAAAGACGAAAUGCACUACGCAACCGAGGAGCGAGGUGGAUUAAUGGGAUCGUUCCAUACGUUAUCGACGGCUACUACGAUCGCGCAACAAGACAGCGCAUCCUUCGAGGGAUAGAACGUUACCACGAGGAAACAUGUAUCCAAUUUGUUCAGAGGACAAAUGAACAAGACUACAUUCACAUAUUUCCUGGGAUCGGGUGUUAUUCCCUGGUCGGUCGUGUCGGGGGACAACAGCAGGUUUCUUUGGGAGUUGGAUGUACUACGAUCUUGGGUACGAUCAUCCACGAGCUUAUGCAUGCUAUUGGAUUUCACCACGAGCAAACACGAACAGACCGCGAUGAUUUCGUCUACAUCUACUUCCGAAAUAUCAUAAGUGGUCUGGAGUACAACUUUGAUAAGUACGAGCAAACCUCCAUUGAUCAUCUUGGUACCCCUUACGAUUACUUCUCUGUGAUGCACUACAGUAUGUACGCUUUCUCUAGAACUCCGCAGGUUGACCCAACAAUCGUGGCUCGUGACACGAGGUACCGACUGGAUUAUCGUACCGACUUCAGCGAAAAUGACAUCAGGAAGAUCAACAUCUACUAUGAAUGUCCCUCAAAAGACGAGACCACUGUCAAACCUCCUGCGCCGGAUGAAGAAUGUAUGGAUAUGAAUCAGGGUUGCUCUUUCUGGACUGAAUAUUGUGAUACUAACCGCUGGGUUAGUACCAAUUGUAAGCUCAGCUGUAAAGUCUGUACUCCGACUACCACGACUACGGGAACCGGUGGAAAUGAUGAUUGCACAGACAAUCAUGAUAAUUGCGAACACUGGGCUGGAGUGGGAGAAUGUGAAGUCAACCCUGCUUGGAUGUUGGUUAACUGCAAAGUUAGUUGUGAUGAGUGUGUCACCGGCACAGAAAAUUGCAAAGACCAGGACGAGAAUUGUGAAGUGUGGGCCAAGUACAGACAAUGCACUGAAAACCCAAGUUACAUGUUAGAGUUCUGCCCCCGUUCAUGUGGACAGUGCGGUGAUGGCGGCUUCAUGGAAGCCUGUGAAGAUUACCACGAGAACUGUGAACACUGGGCCAGUAUUGACCAGUGUCGACUAAAUCCCGGAUACAUGAACUACGAGUGCAGGAAAAGCUGUAAUCUCUGUGCUGCGAGCUCGCCGCUGGAUUUGGUACCUCAAACUCAAUGCCAAGAUACCAGUGGUUACUGCAGUGUUUAUGCUGAGGAAGGAAUGUGCGAGUCAAGUCGAGACUACAUGAGCCUCACCUGUCCCGAUACUUGCAGCAUGUGUCCUGAUAAAUCUUAUCCCCCCAAUAAUGGGGGCUGUGAACUUCGAUCUUUCUUCGGCUUUCUUGGCGUCUUAGUCGUACUCUCUCAGAGAUUAGCUAUGUAAUAUAUAGGCCUUUAGGGUAAAAUAUGGUGAUGCUAAAAUAGAAGUAUAUGACGCACCUGAAGGCCCCACAUUAAAGUAGGACCUAUACAUUUAAACUCUUUGAAAUUUCCAGCCGGGGAUGUGGCCCCCAUGCUUCUGAAGGCUUCUUUAUAGUCUGUUGGGGUAUAAUUUUGACAUUACAUUGUUUUUUUUUUUUCUGUUUUUAUUAUAACAAAUUGAAAUAAAUCACAAAAUUUACAAAUGAUUAUUGAAGUUAUUCAUGACCUUAUCCUUCAUGACAAAAGUAAUGAUGAAAAAUAGUUAAACGAACUCGUAUGAACCUUUACGAUAGAUUAGAUAUAUUAUUUCUUGUAUUUGUUUUUUGUACUUUUUCAUUGCCUUUAUCUGCUAUAACUUUAUGUGCCAAUGUAAUUUUCUUGUAUAUAGACGGAAGAGUAUUUGUUUAAGUUAUUAAAAUUCUAGAGUAAUUUAUGCUAGUGUAAAGAAGUUAAUACAUUGUAUAUAAACCAGGGCGGAUCCAGGAUGGCAGUAGGGAGGUAAUGAUAUUAACCGAUAUUGUAAUUUUUCUGGGGGCAGACAAAUUAGCUAAUUACAGGGUGUGAACCCCGCCAAUCCGCAUUUUACAAAACAGUUUUGUAAAUUAACUCAUCUGCCCCCCCCCCCCGACCCAAAAAAAAAAUUGAUAGUAAAAAAUCAAGCCCUUACUAAGUUGAUAGAUACUGCAAUCAUGGCAAUCCGACAUCUUUCUUCAAUGAAAGCAAGGGGAUGAUGAUAGUUCUAGAGGGGCUGAGGUUCCUGUAUACACUCUAAAAACACUGAGUAAAAGUUUACCCAAUAUUGGGUAGAAAGGGAACAUGCAUGUUUGCUAGGUGUUUUUUUUUUACCCCAUAUUGGGCAAAAUGAAUGUUUUAAGGGUAAAUUUCAACGCAACAUUGCGUAAAAUUCACAAAAUAUUUGGUAUCUUUUUACCCAACCACUGACAUGACUGAACAUGCAUGUUCCAUUUUACCCAAUAUUGUGUAAACUUUUUUUUUAAGUGUAGCAGGAGUCAUGUAUAGCAGGAGUGCAUCGAUAGAAAAUGACGUGUCCGUGCGCAACCUCCCCCUCCCUAGACCCUUAUCUGAUUUAAAUUUUGGUGUAUAAACCUUAAGUUAAGAGGGUUUUUUUUUUAAGUCAACAGUGCAAAUUACCAUAAUCAUCUGAAAAUUUUAUCAAAAAUUAAUUUAAAAAAGCGGUCUGAAAAAUAUUCUCUACCUGUGUAUAUAGUGCAUCAUAUACAGUAUUGUGUGCCGGAAGAAAACUAGUGGAUCAGGUGGUCUAAUAUAAAGAGAAAGAAUUAAUAUUUACAA
This is a messenger RNA of Lytechinus pictus (painted urchin), 3252 nucleotides long. RefSeq names its product zinc metalloproteinase nas-13-like. Bases 245 to 1903 code for a protein of 552 amino acids. Gene Ontology annotation, biological process: proteolysis. The record is from RefSeq and is a predicted model, not a curated record. Lineage: Eukaryota; Metazoa; Echinodermata; Echinoidea; Temnopleuroida; Toxopneustidae. The transcript is spliced from 15 exons. Gene Ontology annotation, molecular function: metalloendopeptidase activity; zinc ion binding.